Messenger RNA from Stylophora pistillata, 2454 nucleotides. Its product is annotated as DENN domain-containing protein 3-like. Lineage: Eukaryota; Metazoa; Cnidaria; Anthozoa; Scleractinia; Pocilloporidae. Gene Ontology annotation, biological process: regulation of Rab protein signal transduction. Gene Ontology annotation, cellular component: cytoplasmic vesicle. The record is from RefSeq and is a predicted model, not a curated record. Gene Ontology annotation, molecular function: protein binding.
GAGCUCCUUGGAGUUAAACAUCUUUUGCGACCUGCUGAAACUCCAGAACAUCGAGUCGUCAACAUGGACCUUCAUUACCCGUUCCUUUAUUUCUCUUUGGAUGACAUUCAUCUCCUAAUGAGCUGCAUUUUGACUCAACAACGGAUUGUUUUUCUCUCGUCGUCAUAUUCACUGCUCACUCCAGUGAUUGAGAGCUUGUUCACGUUUAUCCAACCCUUUUUAUGGAGUUGGACAUAUGUACCAAUCCUUCCAAGUGCACUACUGGAUUUAGUAGAAGCGCCUGGUGCAUUUAUUAUGGGAUGUCAUAGAGAACAUAAGAGCAAAAUAGAACGGGUUGUCAAAGAGAUGGAUGAGUUUUCCACCUUUGUUAUCGCUGAUAUCGACGAAGGUUCAGUAAAAAGCCCUCCGAGAAUUCAGCGAUUGCCAACUUAUGCUGCGGAAUUGUACAAAUUCAGGAUGAAAAACGCAGUUAUCCACUUCGACAGUCUUCUUCUUCAAAGACAAACUUUCUACUCGUUGCAAGAAUGGAAAGAGAGCAGAGAUCAGUUCGUCAGAAAUUUCCAACAGCUUGUUUUAGCAUCCAAUUUGGAGAUGAUGUUGCGAAUGUUUAGUGACAUUAAGAAUUACAUCGUACAGCAAGAAGAUCUUUUCUUUGAUAUGGAUACUUACAUUGAGUCAAAGCCUUUAGAUAACCAAGGUUUUUUUCGUGAGGUGUGCAAGAGUCAUGGAUUUAGCAUGUUUCUUUACGACCUGAUUCACAACCCAGAAAAGACAGACUACUUCACACUUAUGGCUCAGAAAACCAGGGUUGUUCCAAAGGUAGGUCCACUGAGAAAGAGAAGUUCAUCUGCAUUGUCUGCUGUUCCUGUCAUUCCCGAUCAAUGUUUUGUCAAUGCNCUGCUCCCAGUUGGCUUUUCUGUUCCCACAGGACGUUUCUAUGAAGAUUACUUGAAGUCGUUGAACACCAAGAUCACUGAUCCUACGAAUAUGUCUUCAAGUCUUCUUGCUAGCCACUUGUAUUUGCGUGGUAUGUUGCGGAUUGCCCGUAGAGAAAACACUAAGGCUGUGGAUGACUUCUUCGGAGUUUCGUCGAGAAGUGCCCAGCUCUUUCCAAGCUCGACCGUGAAGGAGAUCAUUUGCAAACUGAGCGAUUCAGAAGUUGCGGAAUUAAAGACAAGACAUUUCUGGAGAAAAGCAGAGCUUCUCAGAAUUGAUGCCAAGGAAAAGUGGAAUUACAUAAGGGAAAGAAAGGAGGUGGUUACUUCAGCAAUUCCCUCGACUCCUCUGGCUCUUGAAGAAUUCGUGAAACAUGCAAGCAUGUUACAGAUAGCUAACAGUCAAGAUGCAGGAAGGAGACUAUUCCAAGCUUUGACGAAUGAUUCAACGUCAACAGUGGUCGAUCCAGAAACGUUUGCCACAUUUUAUUACGCUUUCACAGAGGCUAGCAUCAAAGCUAAGAGUCUUUCAUUACGCAACAUUGUUUUGGAACGCAACGAGUAUGUACUGAAGGUUUCAAAGCAUAUUAAGACAAAUAAGGGCAUGGGUUGGCUGGUUCUCACAGUCGACAGAUUGUUGUUCCUGCCGGAUGGAACUCAGAACUGUACUUCUGUUUUAUGCAAUGACGAAAUUAUGAAUGUGGAGCCGCACUCUGAGAGUCGGUUGUCGCGAUAUGGUUAUUCGGAUACAGCUAUCCGAAUAACCAGCACUGCCAGGGAUUCAGUAUCGUUCAUAGCACAUGUAAAGGAAGAGAAGGAUUUCUGGCGGAGCUGCUUGCUGGAAAUGAAAGCUGCAUACAUGAUUUCUGAUAUUUACAAGGACAAGGAAAUCGUAAAGCAAGCGGCCCAGAACGUCAUCAUGGCGGAUUCUCUGAGUCAAAGUAACUACUCUGACCAAGUUGCAAUGCAAGUUCUUUACUAUAGCACGCAGAGCCAUCACAAAUCUAAAUUGACAAGGCCUACUGAAAAGACGCUGUUUAUGAGAGUGAACCCCUCACCUCAGGACAUUGAGAAAACAACAGUGGAAGCUUUGCUUUAUGUGCCAGGGUCGAAAGAAAGAGAACGAAAGAUCUGGUGCGCCAUGCCGUCAAAUUGUAAUAUACAAUUUGAUCCACAUGUUUGUUGUUAAAGAUAGGGAUGAAAAACCGUAGGCCCCGUCUCAUGCAUCUUCUUUGAACUGGUUAGCAGUGGACGUUAAAGAACCCACAUCGCAAAGAGUAGAGAAUGUAGCUCCCAGUGUUGUGGUCUGGCCUUGAUUCUGAAAUUGGGGGCAUCUGCAAAACUUUCCUUCAAAAAAGAUGUAUACUGCUCAGUGCAGUCUGGCCAAAGUCCCCCGCAAAGUAAAGCGCCAUGAGCUAUGUGAUGUGGCGCUAUAGAAAUCCUCAUUAUUAUUAUUAUUAUUGUUAUUAUUAUUAUUGUAGUUCCUUAAAGUCUUGCUCUUUAUUCUUAUGGUGCCGAG